AUGAGUGUCGCGGCGACGAGUCAUCACACGAACGGCAACGGAGCCGCCGCGUCGUACGAUUCGAACGGCAACGACGAGAUCAAGAAGGAAGUGAAGGAGGAGGCGCACUCGGACGACGACGUGCCAUGGGGCGAGCUCGUGAAGCGCGACAACAAGCGCGAAAAGGACAAGAAGCAGCAGCAGAAGAAGCGGAAAGCGGAAAGUGGAGAUGAGGAGGACUACAAGCCCGAUAAGAAGAAGGUGUCGAAGACGACGAAGAAGAACGGAAAGAGGGGCGGAAGCGAUGAAGACGAGUCGGGUGACGAGUACAAGCCGGAGAAGCACAAGAAGAAGGGCUCGAAGAAGCGGAAUCGCGGCACCAGCGACGAGGAGUCCGACGAGGAUGAGGAGGAGGACUUUAAGCCACAGGUCGGUCACAGUCUGCGAAUUGGGAAACCGUUUGGCUAGGCAAACGCGCUGCGUUGCACUCAAUACUUUGCAUUUUUCAGUUUUCUUCUAUAAUUUUGAACGAAAAAUGCAAAGUGCCGAGCGCAGCGUUGAUAACUUCCGACAGAAUCCUUACAUUCACCUCUAGCCAGUCUCAUUUUCGAAAAACAAUACUAUUGAAUUUUUGUCAAAAAAGCAGAGAACUCUUCCGCUUUUGGAGAUGUAUUGGAAGAAUCGCUAGUCGCAUGUAUAAACGCUCUCUAACCUGUGUGCAUGUUUCACCCUGCUUGCUUUUUCUUUCUCACCUCGCACAUUUUGACAGGUAAAAACGGAGGUCGAAUCGACGCCGAAUUCAGAAGACGAGGAGGAGCGGAAACGACGCGAGAAAGAGGAGCGGAAGCGGAGGAAAAAGGAGAAAAGGGAGAAGAAGAAGGCGAGAAAAGAGGAAAUGAGCAGCGAGGACGAGAAGGAUUUGAACGGCAAUGAUGAUGAGGAGAGGAAGAAAAAGGUGCACAAACUUGGUUUUCCUGAUUUACCCUUUGUUUUGCACUGCAUUUGCUUGCCGGGACCUCUUGCUAUUAACCUUUAUCCGAACGGAUCCAAACUUUAGGGCCGCGCUUGUACUUUCGACCAUGCUCGGAUAGUAGCCAAUUGCAAGAGGGCCAAAAGUCUAGACACUUACGCUUCUCUUUUCCCUGCACAGCCAACCCACUCACAAAAUUGAAUAAACUUCCCAAUAUCCUCACUAAACCCAUCUCAAUUUCAGAAGCGCAAGUCCAACUCGGAGAAGAGCAAGCCGAGCACUUCGACGCCGUCCUCGAAGAAGGACUCGAAAAAAGAGCCUCCGAAGAAGAAGGUGAAGAAGGAGGAAGACGUGGAGGACAUCUGGGAGUGGUGGAAAGAGGACAAGAAGCCGGACGGCGUCAAGUGGAACAGUCUGGCACACAUGGGUCCGUUGUUCGCGCCUCCGUACGUGCCACUUCCCGACCACGUGCACUUCAAAUACAACGGAGAGGUGAUGAAGUUGAGUCUGGAGGCCGAAGAGGUGGCACAGUUCUACGCGGGUGUUCUGGAUCACGAGUACGCGACAAAGGACGCGUUCAACAAGAACUUCAUGAAGGAUUGGCGCAAAGCGAUGACCGUGCGGGAACGCGAGAAGAUUACCGAUCUGAAGAAGUGCGACUUCCGCGCGAUCGACGUCUACCAGAAGGAGCAACGAGAGAUCCGUAAGGCGAUGACGAAGGAGGAAAAGCUGAAGAUCAAGGAGGAAAAGGAGGGCGAGAUGAAAAUCUACGGAAUCGCCGUCAUCGACGGACACCGGCAGAAGGUGGCCAAUUUCCGCAUCGAACCGCCCGGCGUCUUCCGCGGACGAGGUGGACAUCCAAAGAUGGGUCUGAUCAAGAAGCGCAUCAUGCCCGAAGACGUGAUCAUCAAUUGCGGCAAAGAUUCGGUAAUCCCGAAAGCCCCGCCGGGCCACAAAUGGAAAGAGGUGCGCCACGACAACACGGUCACGUGGCUCUGCUCGUGGACGGAGAGUGUGCUCGGCCAGAACAAGUACAUCAUGCUGAACCCGAGUUCGAAGAUCAAAGGAGAAAAGGAUCACGAGAAGUACGAGACUGCGCGACGUCUGAAGAAAAAGAUUGGCGGCAUCCGCGAACGGUACACGGAGGACUUCAAAUCGAAAGAAAUGCGAGUACGCCAACGCGCCGUCGCCCUCUAUUUCAUCGACAAACUCGCGCUGCGUGCGGGUAACGAGAAGGACGUGGACGAGGCGGCCGACACGGUCGGAUGCUGCUCCCUCCGCGUCGAGCACAUCAAACUGUUCGACUCGGCGAAACUCAACGAGACGGACAAGAAGGAGAAGGAGUUUGUCGUCGAGUUUGAUUUCCUCGGAAAGGAUUCGAUCCGCUACUUUAACCGCGUCGCCGUCGAAAAACGCGUCUACAAGAAUCUGACGUUGUUCAUGGAGGCCAAGGCGCCGGGCGACGAUUUAUUCGAUCGACUCGACACCGCCUCGCUGAACGAGCAUCUCCGCUCGCUCAUGCCCGGACUCACCGUCAAGGUGUUCCGCACGUACAACGCGUCGAUCACCCUCCAGGAUCAACUGAUCAAGCUGACGAACCCGAAGGACAACGUGGCGGCGAAGAUAUUGUCGUACAACCGCGCGAAUCGACAGGUCGCCAUUCUGUGCAACCAUCAACGUGCCGUCUCGAAGACGUUCGAUCAGGCGAUGGAGAAGUUGGAGCAGAAGGUGAGCACAAAACCGAAAUCUAUGUCAUCUAUUUGUUUUUCUUCAGAUAAAAGACAAAAAGAAGGAGGUGAAGGCGGCCGAAGAGGCGAUGCGAAGUGCACGCGGAGCGGAGAAAGAGAAGGCCGAAAAGAAGUACGAGCGGCUGAAGGAACAGCUCAAAAAGCUGAAAAUCUCGAGGACCGACAAGGACGAGAACAAGCAGGUUGCGUUGGGAACAUCCAAACUCAACUAUCUCGAUCCGCGAAUCACGGUCGCCUGGUGCAAAAAGUACGAGGUGCCGUUGGAGAAGGUAGGAGUAACGAAUUUAACAAAACUUUGACAAAAAGCCGGUAAAUUUAAGCAAAAUUUGUUCAUUUCUGGCCGCAAAUCACUGACUUUCUUGUAAUUUUCAGGUGUUCACAAAGACGCAUCGCGAAAAGUUCCGUUGGGCGAUCGACAUGACGAUGACGUCCGACGAUGAGUUUGUCUUCUAG
This is a messenger RNA of Caenorhabditis sp. 36 PRJEB53466, 3150 nucleotides long. The record is from the annotation of a GenBank genome assembly. Lineage: Eukaryota; Metazoa; Nematoda; Chromadorea; Rhabditida; Rhabditidae.